AUAACUAACUACCCUAAAUUAAGUAUAUAUGCAGCUACAUAUAUUAUUACUACUCCAUAAACAUUACUCCUUUAGCACUACUAUCACUAUAUAAAAAACUUCUAAAACCCUUCUCUUUCCCCAUUUUAUCUUCUAUCUCUAUCUUCUCUCUCACUCUCUCUGCAAUAUUUCUGCAUUCUGUCUCUGAUCUGCUGCUUCUCCAGAGAUUCCUUUCCUGUCAUCUAACGGUUUAGAAAAACACCUCUCCUAUAUUUACACCAUUUUUGUCUCCACACUUUUUCCAUUUCUCAAUCUUUUCCAAUGGAUGAAAGCUUAUAUGAUAUAUUUGAAGACAGAACAGAAUUCGGUAACAGCGAUGAUCUCUUCGCCAUUUUGGAGAGUCUAGAAGAUUUUACUGAUUUUCCUCUUAUCAACCAAGCUGAAGCUGCUACUCCAAAAGAGAAUGAGGUCACUUCGACAUCGAGAUUGGUGUCUCAAAAAUCAACCUCUUCGCUGCAAGAUUCUGAAACUGAACUUGAAACUGAACCCAAAAGGAAGAGACAGAAGCUGACACCAACUUUGCUUGAGGAACAGAUUAACAGUGUUGAUGGACAACAAAGGGUUUCUCAUAUUACUGUGGAGCGAAACAGAAGAAAGCAAAUGAAUGAGCAUUUGUCUGUUUUAAGGUCACUUAUGCCUUGCUUUUAUGUCAAAAGGGGAGAUCAAGCAUCAAUAAUUGGAGGUGUAGUUGAUUACAUCACAGAGUUGCAACAACUACUCCAAGCCCUUGAAGCCAAGAAACAAAGAAAAGUAUACAGUGAAGUACUAAGUCCAAGAUUAGUUCCAAGUCCAAGACCUUCACCACUAAGUCCAAGAAAACCACCUCUAAGUCCAAGACUAAACUUGCCAAUUAGUCCAAGAACUCCACAACCAACUAGCCCUUACAAACCACGAAUGCAACAAAGCUACAUUGCACUUUCACCUCUUGAUCCAUCACCUACUAGUUCCUCUACUUCCUCAGUCAAUGAUAACAUCAAUGAACUUGUUGCUAAUUCAAAGUCUCCUAUUGCUGACGUGGAGGUCAAGUUUUCAGGUCCUCAUGUUCUUUUGAAAACUGUUUCUCAAAGAAUUCCAGGACAACCUUUGAAGAUUAUAUCUGCACUUGAAGAUCUUGCACUUGAAAUUCUCCAUGUUAACAUUAAUAGUACUUCUGAUGAUACCAUGUUGAACUCCUUCACUAUCAAGAUUGGAAUUGAAUGCCAACUGAGUGCUGAAGAACUUGCUCAACAAAUCCAGCAAACAUUCUGCUAAAAAUGGGUCAUAUGCAUAUGUCUAGUCCACACUCUCCUUACCAAACAUCUCUAUCUUUGUUAUUGCUUAAUGUAACUUUGUAUGUACGUAGCUGUACAAGUAACAGAGUACGUGAUAGAGUCAUUUAAUUUACAAGCAUCUCAUCAUCAUUUUCUUUUUGUUUUAUAACUAUAGUAAUUGUUAUAGUGUACUGUAAUUGGUCACCACAAGUAUAAAGCUAUAGCUAGCUAGUAUACUGGGACACUCUUGUAAUUGACCACUUUAAUUUCAUCUGUUUCUAUUUCCAAAAUUCAA
This is a messenger RNA of Medicago truncatula (barrel medic), 1584 nucleotides long. Its product is annotated as transcription factor SPEECHLESS. Gene Ontology annotation, biological process: stomatal complex development; guard cell differentiation; positive regulation of DNA-templated transcription. The record is from RefSeq and is a predicted model, not a curated record. The transcript is spliced from 3 exons. The coding region runs from base 301 to 1290 and encodes 329 amino acids. Gene Ontology annotation, molecular function: protein dimerization activity; DNA-binding transcription factor activity. Gene Ontology annotation, cellular component: nucleus. NCBI's taxonomy places the organism in Eukaryota, Viridiplantae, Streptophyta, Magnoliopsida, Fabales, Fabaceae.